AAAAAUUUUCCAAGCCAUUGUAGUUAUGUCGUCUGUACGAAAAGGAACAACAAAACGGUGUUGUUUUGGAGUAUGUAAAAGUGAUACACGGUAUAAAUCAUUCAAAACCAAUACAUAUUAUUUUAUAAAUUUUCCAAAGCCUUGCCUGGAAUAUCGCAAAAAAAUAAUUAAAUCAUCAAGCAAAUCACAUAUUAAAGCAUGUGCAAAAUGUGCAAAAUGUGAAUUAUGGGUAAAAAAAUGUGGCAGAAGUGAUCGAGGUUUUAGAUCUAUUGAUGAUGUUACCAAGGAUACUUAUAUUUGCUCACUACAUUUUCUCGGAGAAAGUGGUCCAACUGAACAAAAUCCUGAUCCUUUAAGCUAUCAAGAAUCCCAACAUAUAGAUAAAUCAAUCAAUAAGGUAAUGUAUAAAAUAAUUUAAACACAAAUAUGAUUUUCCGAGUUUUAACCUCAAACCUGUUUUUAGGUGAUCAAAGUAAGAACCAGCUUAUUUGAAAAGUAUAAAAGAGUAGAUAUGGAAAAAUCAAAUGGAUCUGAAUAUACGAAAGUAGAUAAUAUUUUCACAGAUACGCAGACAUCAAUAGCUCAUGAAGAGGUUCACAACGUACUUGAUGAUAAUGUUUGUUUUGUUGAACAAAUAUUACCAGAUCAAACGUCUGAAAUGAGUAUAAUCGACGGAGGUACAAAUUAUGAAGAAGCUAGGAAGCAUACAAGAACAAUAGAAAUUCAGACCGAUUCGAUAAAGAUGCGUAAUAAAAUUAUUCAGGUUAAGUUGCAAAAAAAUUCAGCCAUGGAAAAAUUCAUUAAUUCCAUUAGUAGUGAUGAAAAAAAAUGCAUAUUUUAUACAAGUUUACAUUUUGAGCAAAUCCAAGCUUUACAUAGAUUUUUGAGCCCAGCUUGCGAAAAUUUAGAUUAUUGGGGUAGUCGAGAGUCAAAGCAUGAAAAUACUGAAAAUAAUAAUCUACACAAAUUGACAUCAUUGCAGCAGUUGAUUUUGGUAUUAUUAAGAUUAUGAAUGGGAUAUUUAAUAGAAGAUUUAGCAUACAAGUUCGAUAUUUCUACGGGAUUUGUUUCAAAAAUAUGUACAACUUGGAUUUAUUUUUUGUACAAUGAAUUUACCACUCAAUUGAAGCCAUUUAUGUUUCCAUGUAGGAAAACAAUAGCUGAAACAUUACCAGAAAUAUUUCGGUCUAUAAAAAAUAUAAGAGUAAUAGUAGACUGUGCUGAAUUUUUUUGUCAAUCACCGUCAAAUUUUGAA
Messenger RNA from Athalia rosae (coleseed sawfly), 1255 nucleotides. RefSeq lists its product as uncharacterized. Bases 512 to 1012 code for a protein of 166 amino acids. The transcript has 2 exons. Lineage: Eukaryota; Metazoa; Arthropoda; Insecta; Hymenoptera; Athaliidae. The record is from RefSeq and is a predicted model, not a curated record.